AAAAUGAGCGUCAUUUCCACACCCAUAACCUCCCUUUUCAAGAUUCAGCACCCCAUACUUCUGGCGGGUAUGAACGUUGCGGCCGGUCCUGAACUCGCCGCAGCUGUGACGAACGCCGGUGGUCUUGGUGUCAUUGGCGGUGUAGGAUACACCCCGAAGGUUCUGAGGUCGCAAAUACACGAACUCAAGAAGGACUUAAAGGAUAAGAACGCACCGUUCGGCGUGGAUUUGCUUCUUCCGCAGAUUGGUGGCAAUGCUCGCAAGACCAACUACGACUACACCAAAGGGCAGCUGCCUCAGCUCAUCGAUGUUAUCAUCGAGGAGAAGGCGACGCUCUUCGUCUGCGCUAUUGGUGUCCCCCCGAAGGAGGUCGUAGAAAAACUACACAAGGCUGGUAUUCUGGUCAUGAACAUGGUUGGCCAUCCCAAGCAUGUUGCUAAGGCACUGGAUGCCGGCGUGGACUUGAUUUGUGCGCAGGCUGGGGAGGGAGGCGGACACACCGGUGAUAUUCCCGCUUCCAUCCUCAUCCCUGCUUGCGUGGAUGCCGUAAAGGGUCGUAAGAGCUCGUUGACUGGUCAACCCAUUUACGUUAUUGGUGCCGGCGCUGUCUAUGAUGGCAGGAGCUUGGCCGCCAACCUCAUGUGGGGCGCUGUUGGCGUUUGGGUUGGUACGAGAUUCGUUGCAUCCACCGAGGCCUCUGCGCCAAAAGCACACAAGGAAGCUGUACUCAGCGCAGGGUAUGAGGAUGCUGUGACGACCUUAAUCUACACUGGCCGUCCUUUGCGCGUACGCAGGACCCCAUACGUCGAUGACUGGAACAACAACCGUCAAGCUGAGAUCAAGGAGCUGACCUCGAAGGGCAUUAUACCUCACGAAUACGAGAUGGAGAAGCACCCCGAAAAGGCCGGCCCUCAUGUCCGCGCGUGGCUGAUUGGCCGUGUAUCUUCCCUGAUUCACGACGUCAAGCCCGCAAAGGAGAUCAUCGACGAGAUGGUGUCCGAUGCAGCUGAACGCAUACAAUCCGCCGCUGCUUCCGUGACCCUUGCGCAGGGCAAGGCGAAACUAUGACCCCCCAGUGUACGGCCAUCUCCUCCUUGGAUAUAUGUUUGCAGUGCGAUUGAGUGUGUCGGAUUGUUGGAUGGAGUUGUAUAGCAUGUGUUACGCCGGAGUACGGAGAUCGCACGCAUACCAGUGUACGCCAACUAUGCAACCC
Punctularia strigosozonata HHB-11173 SS5 is the source of this 1213-nucleotide messenger RNA. Its product is annotated as 2-nitropropane dioxygenase. The record is from RefSeq and is a predicted model, not a curated record. Gene Ontology annotation, molecular function: nitronate monooxygenase activity. The coding region runs from base 4 to 1068 and encodes 354 amino acids. The transcript has 9 exons. NCBI's taxonomy places the organism in Eukaryota, Fungi, Basidiomycota, Agaricomycetes, Corticiales, Punctulariaceae.